AUGGGUUUUAGGGGUCCCAAGGGUAGAACUCUGGGAUACGAGAGAUUUUCAAAGAUCACUGCCAAAAAUGGUAACAAUUCAGCAGAGGCAUCCAACUAUAGAAAUCCUGGCUUAAAUGCAGCCCAGCGGAAGAAAAAUGCCUUAAAAUCUGAACUUACAGAAGAGCAAAAACAGGAGAUCAGAGAAGCUUUUGAUUUGUUUGAUAGUGAUGGAUCUGGAAGCAUCGACGUAAAAGAACUGAAGGUCGCAAUGCGUGCUUUAGGCUUUGAGCCAAAGAAGGAAGAAAUUAAGAAAAUGAUAGCAGAUAUUGACAAAGAAGAAAGUGGCACCAUUGACUUUGAAGACUUUUUGGCUAUGAUGACACAAAAAAUGAGUGAAAAGGAUUCAAAAGAAGAAAUCUUGAAAGCUUUCAGAUUAUUUGAUGAUGAUAGCACAGGAAAAAUUUCAUUCAAAAACUUGAAAAGGGUUGCCAAGGAGCUGGGAGAAAACUUAACAGAUGAAGAACUUCAGGAAAUGAUUGAUGAAGCUGAUCGAGAUGGAGAUGGAGAAGUAAGCGAGCAAGAAUUUUUGAGAAUCAUGAAGAAAACUAGCUUGUAUUAA
Molecule: messenger RNA, 600 nt
Organism: Chaetura pelagica (chimney swift)
Lineage: Eukaryota; Metazoa; Chordata; Aves; Apodiformes; Apodidae
Product: caltractin
Exons: 6
Coding region: 1-600 (199 amino acids)
Biological process (GO): nucleotide-excision repair; centriole replication; mitotic cell cycle
Cellular component (GO): centriole; centrosome
Molecular function (GO): calcium ion binding
Source: RefSeq, a predicted model, not a curated record